Pogonomyrmex barbatus (red harvester ant) is the source of this 1129-nucleotide messenger RNA. RefSeq lists its product as uncharacterized. The record is from RefSeq and is a predicted model, not a curated record. NCBI's taxonomy places the organism in Eukaryota, Metazoa, Arthropoda, Insecta, Hymenoptera, Formicidae.
GCUUCUCUUGGCGGAUGUCUUUGAAAAUUUUCGAGAUACUUGUAUGGAAAGUUACAAUUUGGAUCCAGCGCAUUAUUUCAUAUUACCAGGAUAUACGUGGGACGCUAUGUUGAAAUAUACGAACGUUCGAUUCGAUCUGCUCACGGAUAUUGAUAUGGUGAUGUUCGUAGAGCGCGGUAUACGCGGCGGGUUAAGCCAAUGCUCGAAUAAAUACGCGCGAGUUAAUAAUCAAUAUGAAUCAUCAUAUGAUUCGUCUCAACCGUCGUCGUAUCUUAUGUAUUACGAUGUGAACAAUCUCUACGGUUGGGCUAUGUGCGAACCUUUACCGUAUGCGGAAUUUCGUUGGGUCGAGAAUGUCGAGGGUUUCGAUAUUAUGUCCGUGCCAUCUGACUCCGAUAUUGGUUAUAUUCUAGAAGUCGAUCUCGAAUAUCCGCGACAUCUUCACGACGAUCACGCGGAUCUUCCGUUUUGCCCGACGCGCGAGAGACCACCGGGAAAUCGAAACAAAAAGCUACUCGCCACGCUCUACGACAAGUCGCGUUACGUGACGUAUUAUCGUAAUCUUCAGCAGUGCGUGCGACACGGUUUACGCGUGACAAAGAUCUAUCGCGCGUUGCAAUUCGCGCAGUCUCCUUGGUUGCGCGCGUAUAUCGAGCUCAAUACGGAACGGAGAACUCGCGCGAGCAAUGAGUUCGAGAGAAAUCUGUAUAAGCUGAUGAACAACGCGGUUUUCGGUAAAACAAUGGAGAACGUACGUAAUUACGUAGACGUGAGACUCGUGACGCGUUGGGAUGGAAGAUAUGGCGCAGAAGCGCUGAUCGCGAAACCGAAUUUUCAUAGUAGGAGCGUUUUCGACGAGAAUCUUAUGGCUAUCGAGUUACGCAAACUCGAGGUUCAAUUUAACAAACCAAUCUACUGGCACAGCCCACGUGUAUUUGCUCAACACAUCGAUAACCGUCAUCACAUAAUUGUAGCCUUUGUUUUGUCGCGCGUACGGACGCAUCUCAACGACAUCGGCCUGCCACAGGUCGUCAUAAUCGCGCACUACGACUCGACGACGCGGAAAAUUUCUUCGCGCGGGCUUAUGAAGCCCCUCGACGAGUCUCCUCUUCUCGACACUCAUCGUUGA